UUGUAUUUGAGCUUGUUUCUGUGCUUCUUAUGGCUUUUUUCAUACUAAAAGUGGCACCCCUUUUGAAUAUAGUUCUUGCUUUAUUUUUGAUAUCAGAAAGAACUAUUGUAGUUGCUAGGCAUGGACAAUGGUCCAAUGAAAAGAAAUCAAACAUCCAAACCAAUGAUCAUCUUGUUACCAAUUUGCCCGGUCAACCUAACGUAGAAUUUCAACACUAUUCUGGAUAUGUAACUGUAAAUGAACAAAAUGGCAGAGCACUAUUUUAUUGGUUUUAUGAAGCUUGGACUCUCCCAGAUGAAAAGCCAUUGGUGUUGUGGCUUAAUGGAGGUCCAGGGUGUUCUUCUGUGGGAUAUGGAGCUACACAAGAGAUCGGUCCAUUUAUCGUUAGUACAGAUGGAAACGGGCUUCAGUUAAAUCCUUACUCAUGGAAUAGAGAAGCCAAUAUGUUGUUCUUGGAAUCUCCUGUUGGUGUUGGCUUUUCUUAUUCCAACACAACUAGUGAUUAUGAUAACCUCGGAGACGACUUCACUGCAAAUGACACUUAUAACUUCCUGCAUAACUGGUUUGAGAAGUAUCCAUCUUAUCGAACAAGAAUGUUUUAUAUUGCUGGAGAGAGCUACGCAGGAAAAUACGUGCCAGAACUCGCAGGCCUUAUUACCGAUAGAAAUAAGGAUCCUUCCCUUUUUAUCAACUUGAAAGGAAUACUGUUAGGUAAUCCUGAAACAAGUGAUGCCGAGGAUUGGAAAGGGCUGGUUGACUAUGCUUGGAGCCAUGCUGUUGUAUCAGAUGAAACACACAAAACAAUAAGAGAAUCAUGUGAUUUCAACAGUAAUGAUACGUGGAGCAACAAUGACUGCAGCGACGCUGUUGAUGAAGUUCUCAGACAAUACAAAGAAAUCGACAUCUACAGUCUCUACACCUCCGUUUGUAUUGCUAACUCAGCUUCUUCAGAUAACAAAGCAUUGCAAGUCAUGUUAAAAAAGACCAAAUCCAAUAUGAUGCCUCGAAUACUCGGCGGUUAUGAUCCCUGCCUAGAUGAUUAUGCAAAAGGUUACUACAAUAAACCCGAGGUUCAAAAGGCUCUUCAUGUUAACAACGGCCUUCUGCUCAAGAACUGGACCAUUUGCAACAUGGACAUAUUUAAUGGUUGGUCACAGUCCAAAGGUUCAGUUCUUCCAAUAUACAAGAAACUCAUUGAUGCAAAACUUAGGAUAUGGGUGUACAGUGGAGAUACUGAUGGAAGAGUACCCGUGUUGUCAACUCGAUAUAGUUUAAGCUCUCUGGGCUUGCCUAUUACAAGGGCAUGGAGGCCAUGGUACAACCAAAAGCAGGUGAGUGGCUGGCUUCAAGAAUACCAAGGGCUAACUUUCGCGACAUUUAGAGGAGCUGGUCAUGCAGUGCCGAUUUUCAAACCAAGUGAAUCACUAGCAUUCUUCACUUCAUUUCUCCUAGGGGAAUCUCCUCCUUCCCAUCGAUAAAUCACUCGUCGAUACAAGCUCGGUCAGACUGUUCGUGAUGAACCCUU
Erigeron canadensis is the source of this 1525-nucleotide messenger RNA. Its product is annotated as serine carboxypeptidase-like 31. Gene Ontology annotation, cellular component: vacuole. Gene Ontology annotation, biological process: proteolysis. Gene Ontology annotation, molecular function: serine-type carboxypeptidase activity. The record is from RefSeq and is a predicted model, not a curated record. NCBI's taxonomy places the organism in Eukaryota, Viridiplantae, Streptophyta, Magnoliopsida, Asterales, Asteraceae. Bases 30 to 1478 code for a protein of 482 amino acids. The transcript is spliced from 10 exons.